This is a messenger RNA of Malaya genurostris, 6027 nucleotides long. Its product is annotated as transcriptional activator cubitus interruptus-like. Gene Ontology annotation, molecular function: RNA polymerase II cis-regulatory region sequence-specific DNA binding; DNA-binding transcription factor activity, RNA polymerase II-specific. The coding region runs from base 759 to 5384 and encodes 1541 amino acids. The transcript is spliced from 7 exons. Lineage: Eukaryota; Metazoa; Arthropoda; Insecta; Diptera; Culicidae. Gene Ontology annotation, cellular component: nucleus. Gene Ontology annotation, biological process: regulation of transcription by RNA polymerase II. The record is from RefSeq and is a predicted model, not a curated record.
CGACACAGGGCAAAGCGAUACGGUAACCGCAGUCUGUGCGGAGAAGUCUCGAACAAGAGCACGUAGAAAGAUUUUUUAUUCAACGCCCCCUUCUUUGUUUUCUGUUCGCUGGACUUGACUUGGCAGUCAUCAAUAGUAGCUGACAGACAGUCAAUGGACCGAAAUAGUUCAAUUAGCAAUAAGUCAUCGCGCUGCCGCCAACUUGGUUCGUAAUUGGCGCUAAUUGAUUUGAUUGGUCCACUGCACAACGAUACAGUCAUUGCCUACUACGAUCGCGGUCGGUUCCAGUUGUGAAAAGCUUUUGGUUUUGCCGACGGCAAGUGCGUUUAUGCUAAGGAUCACGGUUUCGUCACUGUCUGUCAUUGUGUAAUUUCGAAAGAUUUGUAUCGAUCAGUUCGUUGCGAGAUUUUCGUUAGUGUAAACACGUCCGAAGAGUUGUGUAAAAAGGCAAAUACAAGUUAUUGCGCACGGAACGAAGUGCCUGUGACCUUUGCCAUCGUUUUUGGAAGAAAGAAGAAACACAAAAAAAAAAAUAGAAAGCAAAACGGAGAGGAUUUUUUCCUAGAAAUGAAUGGAUACAUUACCUGAUCCUUCGGGUUGUGCAUUCCCUUGAGAUAUUCACAACAGCACUCGGCGGGAGAGCAGUGCAGUGAAACAGAAAGGACUAACAUCGACGAAAAAGAUGGAUAAGUGACAGUCGAGUUCGGAAUUGUGCGUUUCAGUGUGUUUGGAAUAUUUAGUGUGUAUUUCGGAAAGCUAUGCCGGAGAAAGAGACUUUCCACGAGCACAUGCAGGUGCAUCCGUUCCAUCAUCCCGGUCACCCGUUGGCCACGGCAGCCCAUCACCAUCCGGGAUUGGCCGCAUCGCAUGGUCUAGUGGCGGCAGCGGCCGCCGCUGCCAACGGUGGUAAUCCGGCCGGUAGCUACAGCCCACUGCAGAUCCCGUCGGCAUUCGUCGCAUUCCAUUCGCAGCUUCCCUCGAUGGAACAACGGGCGGCACACGAUGGCCGCUACGGACUCUGGGAUCCGACCGGGCCACCGUCCUACCACCACUCAACGUCCCACGGACUGUCUAACAAUGCAAAUUUCGCUGAGUUGCAAUUUUUAAGCGCCCGUCGAGCUGCCGUUGCCGCAGCAGUGGCCAGUGCAGAGGCCGCCGCCGGUACGGUCCUACCACCACAUCCACCGGCACCAGCAACGGUGGUCCCGACAGCCGUUUCGCCGCCCGUUACAAUCGAAGAACGCAACAGUGCCGCCAACGGUGGUGGUGGUGGUGCUGCUGCACGGGGAAACUCCAGUCCCGGACUGCCUACUACCAAUGGUGGAAGCCCACCGGGUCCGAACGGAGGCGGCGGCGGCGGUGGUGGACAAUCUGCUGGACAGACCACACUUCCCUCGGUACCAGUGCCACAUCCCGGCGAUUUCCAUCCGGCCUACAGGAUACCCGGCUACAUGGAACAUCUCUACUCGCUCCAGCACGCGUCGGCUUCGCUGCAUGGUCUUGGACUCACCUCGGAGUACAUCAACGCUCGUAAUGCCAUCGGAGAUCUGCACCCGGCGAACUCACUUGCCAGCGCUGAUUUCCAUUUCAGUAUCGAUGCCGCCAGUCGUCUCAACAGUCCUCGACCCGGAAGCAUACGGGCAAGCGUUAGUCGCAAACGUGCGCUAUCGUCGUCGCCGUAUUCGGACUCAUUCGACAUCAGUUCGAUGAUACGUUACUCCCCGAACUCACUGGCAUCGCUGGUCAAUGCAUCACGCAGCAGCAGUGCCAGUGGAUCGUACGGCCACUUGUCAGCCAGUGCCCUCGGACCGGCCCUCGGAGUUCACAGUGCAAUGCCACCACAUUUGCAGCACUUGCUGAGGAGUAGUGGAUUCCUGCACUCACUGCCAGGGCACCAUCCGCCGACGGCUAGUAUGUUCUCGCUGCCACCACACCAUCCACUACAUCCGGGACAUUCCCUGACGAAGCCACAGGAAAUCACCGAUCUCUCGAGCAAAAAGCCAGAACAACCGCACUCCACAAACCACGUGACACGCGUGGAAGCGGACAGUGCCAGCAAUGCCCAGCAGAAGAAAUCGCGCAUCAAACGGGAACCGUCGCUGCACAUCCCGAUGCACAAGGGAAGCCCACCGAACGGUUCAGCAAUGAUUACCUCCAACCAUCAGCUCAGUCCGACCUCCACUCAGGGUAUGACGAACGGGACGACCACCUCAACGGCAGCUACCUCCACCACGCACAAUGGAGCGCACGGUUUGAAUCUCAGUCCGAUGCACAUUAUGGACAGCCAUGGGAUGUGCGGUUCCAAGGUGGACUCAACCGAUCCGAAAGACGAACCGGGAGAUUUCAUCGAAACCAACUGCCACUGGCGAGACUGCUCGCUGGAAUUCAACACUCAGGACGAACUGGUGAAGCACAUCAACAACGAUCACAUCCACGCGAACAAGAAAUCGUUCGUCUGCCGAUGGGAUGACUGUUCCCGAGACGAAAAACCCUUCAAGGCCCAGUAUAUGUUGGUGGUGCAUAUGAGAAGGCACACGGGCGAGAAGCCGCACAAAUGCACGUUUGAAGGCUGCUGCAAGGCAUACUCCAGACUGGAGAAUCUCAAAACUCACCUGCGGUCUCACACCGGUGAAAAACCGUACACCUGUGAAUAUCCGGGUUGCAGCAAAGCAUUCAGUAAUGCUUCCGAUCGAGCCAAGCACCAGAACCGCACUCACAGCAAUGAGAAACCAUACGUUUGUAAAGCACCCGGAUGCACCAAACGAUACACGGACCCAAGUUCCCUCCGGAAGCACGUCAAAACGGUUCAUGGGGCCGAAUUUUACGCCAACAAAAAGCACAAGGGUAACGGGCAUCAUGGCGGAAGUGGUGGAGGCCACGGAAGCGGCGGGGAUGGUGGAGAUGAUGGGGAAGGUUCGAACCAUAUGUUCGACGGAAGUCCACGAAGCGAAGAUAUGCAAAGUGGCAAGACGACGAGCAUGAGCAGUCCCAGCAUCAAAUCGGAAUCGGAUGCCCACUCGCCUGGACAACCACCGAUAAACAGUCCGAUGUCCAUUUCCGCUCUUACCGCGGGACUGGUGGAUGACUAUGACGGCAGUAGCAUGCAGUUGGGUAGCCUUGCAGCGAUUGACGAUCCAGCUUGGCCGUAUGUUGAUGAGGAUCUUGAGGUUGCUGAUCUUCCGUAUGUUCUGCGUGAAAUGGUUGACAUGGGAGGUCCUACGUCAGCAGCCACAACUGGAACACGUGCAGGAGCUCCGAGGAAUCGGUUCAAGAAUCGCAUCAACAAUAAGGGCUCGCUGAUGAGCAACAUGUUGUCCAACAUCCCGGAGAUCAACAACUACCGUAACAACUUCGGAUUGGGUGAACUGAACCGACGGAUCAUCGAUCUCAAGAUGGAACCGGGAACGACUCCUCCCCCACAGCCAUCACCGAUAUCCAAGAACUGUCAGACUGAUUUGGGUCAACUAAGACCACCGACUGGUCCGUCGCCGUCGUGUACGAAUGCGAUGAUGACGAACACUUAUCUUAACCCCGGCCAGCUACGUAGAGACAGUAACAAUAGUACAACCAGUAGCUCGUACUACAGUAUGCGAUCGGCAGACAUUAGCCGGCGGAGUAGCCAAGCCUCCCAGCAGAGCUCGAUAUCCACUAUGCGUCCUACCAGUUACUACAACUCGUCGUUUUACGAUCCGAUCUCACCGGGAAGCUCCAGGCGAUCCAGUUCGAUGUCUACGGCUACGAAUGGAGGUCAGAGUUUACCUCCUCCUCCGUCUUCUCACUUGAUCUCGACGCACCUGCAACGAUUCAAUCAGGGUUCGAUGGGCAAUCAGGCAGCUGGAUCAUCACGACAUUCAAUUCCUAACAAUAUGAGUGGUGGAAGCUUUUACCAUCAACAGCAGAUGUUAGGACAGAUGGAUCGUAGAAUGUCCGAACCAGUAACAGCAAACCAACAGGGUUCGGUCGGAGUAGUGGUAGGAUCUCAGUUCGGGACAGGAUUCGGUGGAUCUUCACGACCGCUCUCAGGAGCUCCAAAGAGCAGUACGAUAACCUCCGGAGCCGUGGCCAAAGCUCACGCACCUCAAGCUGGCAAGCUCCACCCUAACCAGGAGGUUGUGCUGGACGAGGUCGAAGAAGGUGAAAUGGUCGAAAACAAACUAGUGAUUCCGGAUGAAAUGUUGCAGUAUCUGAACCAAGUUGCAGAUCAGGAGAGUAAAAUAACCGUACCGCAGGGUAUGUCAACACCGAAUUCAGCUGCCGCAGACAACGCAGGCCCAUCUGGUUGGAAUCCUAGUGAUAAUUCUCCCCCAGCAUAUUCCGGAAACUCGACACUUCAGAAGCAACCGGCUUCCUUCAACCAGGCGCAAUCUAAUUUGAACAAUGUGUUGUUGAGUCCCCAAUCGCAAUACAGCAACGACGACUGCAGUCUUAUGAGUAAUGUGAUGUCUCCGCAGACACCACAACACCAGAUGAUGUCUCCGAUGAUGCCAGAGAGUGCUGCUGCACCGUUGACACCGCAGCAAUCAACACCGGUUCAGUGUCAAGCGCAACAUUUCAACCGUCAACAAGGCUUCAAUUUCCCCCAGAAUCAACCACCUCAGUUACGACAGAUUGCCUGUUCGAAUUUGAUUGGUUACUUCCAUCGUACCGAUCAAAGCGCCCAUCACUGCUGUCUGGCAAUGAUGAUGCAAGGAGCACUCAACAUUAAUCCUUCAUCUGGACCGGGAGGCACCAACAACGGCAAUCCUCAACAGUACAAAAAUCCCUUCAGUAAUCACUUCAACUCUAAUUUUUCUGCCGCUUCACAACAACCAGCUUCCUCAGUUCCAACUGCCCAACCACCUCAUCCGGUGGAUAUCGAAAUUCAAUGCGGAGAUAUCAGUCAAUCUCAGAUGUCUCCGGCGGUGGCCACUCUUGCUACCGCACACCCUUCAACAAGCAGCCCCAAUCGCCAUACUACCCCACAGCAACCUACCAAACCUAUGGAGAGUAGUCUACAGACACCUCCACUUCCGUCGACUCCCACCGGAUUCGGAAAUAUAGCCCCAGCUGCCGCAACUGUCCCCACCGGAAUCGCUCCAACAGCAACAGUUGCAACGACGGCAGCAGCAGCAGCAGCUCCACCACCAACAGCCGCAUCAACAGUAGCCGGAACACAGUCGACCAUGGGUUCGGACACCUAUCAGCGAACCCUAGAAUACGUUCAAAACUGCCAAAACUGGGUAGAAUCAGCCGCGGACAUGGUCAGUAGCAGUACUCAUCCAGCAGUGGUAGCAGGUGCCAGUGCCGCAGCAGCUGCCACUGCCUCCAACCUGAUCAUCAAUGACAUGAGUACGUCACUCAGUUCUUACUUCGAGGAGGAUCGCUACCUGCAGAUGAUUCAGUGAGGAGUGACAAAACUUGAAAUUAUUUGUUUUUUUCUUCUCUCUAUUGUUUCUUAAACUCAUUGAUUGAGACUUACUCUGUUCAGAAGUUUUGUAGCGAAGAAAUAGUGAUCGGUUUAGUGUGUAAUGUUCUCAGUGAUCAUACGUAGCGAAAUGAAAGCGUCGAUUUCAUUCGGUUUGUAGAAAAUUCUAGCCAUUAAGAACCAGCGAUCAGCGUAGAUAUGUAAGAUCAGUGACAGCAUUUUCUUAGCUCUAUAAGUUCCCCCGCCCUUCUCCUCUGUGAAACACAAAGACGAUAGAUUUCCUUCAAUUGUAUGUUUCUAUGUUUAACUUUGAUCGUGUCUUCCUAUAGGAUCAUAGAAUUAGGAUUUAUCUAUUUUACACCGCUUCGGUAAGUGACUUCAAUCGAAAUAAAGUAUAGAUUACAGAGUGCCGUGAGAGGACAUUUUUUUCUGUCCUCUUUCGAGAACGGUUCCCGUGUAGACAAAACGACAGUUGUCAGAGAUUUAACGAAAAAAAGAGCCUUUAAUAGUACCUUAAUAAUAGGUCGAUUUAUUUUUUUUUAUGUAAAAAAAAAGAAUUGUUUUAGUACACCAUUCUGUACAUAACUGUCUCGAUUAUUAGACUUUAAAAAGAUUUAAGACAC